AUGACAGCAUUCUUCGUUCUUCUAUUGUCUUUCAUUGGACUGGGUCUUGCAAUUCCUGAUCCGUUCGUCUAUCAACAUCGACCGUUCGACAAUGUAACCAUCUUUAAUCCUCCAAGAAACUGGACCAGCCAUCGCACAAGCUACGCCCGAACUGUCCUACUCGAACAUAACGGCGACAAAGACGACACAUUGCUUGCUAGUUGGUCAUUGUCACCACCCGGUCGCGUGUAUGCUCCAAUAUAUCAAUCCAAAGAUGGCGGCUACUCCUGGAAAGAAUUAUCAAAAGUCUACUUUUCGGCUGCAGCUGAUGUGGGGUCAAUCAUCUUGCAAGUUUUCCUUUACGAGCUUCCGCAGAAGUUUGGCGGCUACCCAGCUGGAACUGUACUCUUGACUGCGAAUGCUAUCCCAGCUGAUUUUUCAUCCACCAAUAUUCAGCUUUAUGCUAGCACUGAUAAAGGACGUUCAUUCGAAUUCGUCUCAGAUGUCGCAGUUGGCGGCGGACCGAACACAACCAAUGGAGCAACGCCAGUAUGGGAACCUAUGAUCCUUAUGCAUGAAGGAGAACUGGGCGUCUUCUAUUCCGACUCACGAGAUCCCAAACACGGUCAAAAGCUCGCUCAUCAAACAACCUUUGAUCUCAAGAACUGGGGCGAAGUAGUAAACGACGCAGCGGAAACAAACUACACGCUUCGACCAGGCAUGACAACCAUCGCAAAAAUGGGGAACGGAAAAUACAUAUUUUCCUACGAACUUGCUUUCGCACAAGAAGACCCAAUCAACGCUGAAUACGCAGUCCAUUACCGCAUAGCAGAUAGCCCCUUCGAGUUCGACACCGCAGAGGAAAUCCUCCUCGAAGCUACCGACGGCACGAUCUCCAGCGCCGGGCCACAAACUAUUUGGACGCCUGCUGGAGGACCGAAUGGCACUAUCAUCACAAGUGAUAGCGAGUAUUCGGACUUCUUUAUCAAUCGCGCAUAUGGUCAUCCAGGGGCAUGGAUUAGGGUUCCAAGUGGGAAGGGAGUUGGGUAUACGCGGGAUUUGAGGAUUAUGCCGCAUACGAAGGGGAAGGUGAUCCUGGUUACCAACGGGGGGAUGUAUGGGAGGAGUGAGACUAUUGUGAGUUGUGCAAAUUGGAUUGUUCCUGAUGCGAAGUAA
Molecule: messenger RNA, 1155 nt
Organism: Glarea lozoyensis ATCC 20868
Lineage: Eukaryota; Fungi; Ascomycota; Leotiomycetes; Helotiales; Helotiaceae
Product: Sialidase
Exons: 2
Coding region: 1-1155 (384 amino acids)
Source: RefSeq, a predicted model, not a curated record